Messenger RNA from Bacillus rossius redtenbacheri, 3389 nucleotides. RefSeq lists its product as uncharacterized. Bases 441 to 2507 code for a protein of 688 amino acids. NCBI's taxonomy places the organism in Eukaryota, Metazoa, Arthropoda, Insecta, Phasmatodea, Bacillidae. The record is from RefSeq and is a predicted model, not a curated record. The transcript is spliced from 2 exons.
AAUGUGUAUUCAGUUUUAUACAGCCCACAAGGCUAGUGAUAUAAUUCUAACAACCCACAUACAAAGUAGGUUUGUACUGAUCUUUACUUUCUAUACAUAACAAAAGAUUGCUAUGAAUUAACUUUUUAUAUAACUGGGGGGUCGGACGUAAAAAUAAUUUUACGUCCGACACCAAAUUUAAUAAUAUUUACAUUUAAUACCAAAUUAUAUUUUCAGUGAUUUUAUGAAGUAAUUAACCGCCUAUAUUGUAAAUAUCUUUAUUUAUAUUUGUAGAACAUAAUUUUUGUUUUGUAAGUUGUCACACCUGCACUUGUGCAUUUUGGUUAUUCACAUGUCACCCAUGCUGGCCUUCACAGUCCUUUCUAUUGUUGAAACUGCAGUAUUUUUGUAGUGAAAUACAUUCUUCAACAGAUAAAGAAAGCUACACCAACAGCAGUGUCAUGGCAAAGAUCAGCAACAAAGAAAAGAUGGCACGUCGCAGAGCAAGAAUUAAGGGUGGUGAUCCAGUAAAAAGAGCAGAAUUAUUAGAGAAAGAUCGAUUAAGGAAAGCUAAAUAUAGAAAACAACAGAAGGAAAGUAUGUCUGAGCCAGAACUGAAGAAGUUACGUGCAAAGGAAAGUGAAAGAGUGAAAUGUUGGUAUCAUAACAAAAAAGGUGAGCCAGCAACAAUUGAAAAAAACAGUGACAUACCUUUGUGUUCAACUCCAUUUAAAACAAAACAGUCUUUAGGAAAGGCUAUGAAAAAAAUUCAGCGUAAUUUGCCACAGUCUCCACGAAAAAGGCAACAUGUUGUGCAAUGUCUAGCUAACCAAUGUGGCUUUAAAGUAACUCCUCCAAUAGGAAGAACCAGACAAAAUGAAGUUUCAGAAAAGUUAAGAAAAUGGGUUCAUAUAUUUUAUCAGAAUGAUGAUGUCAGUUGGCAAGCACCAGGAAAGAAAGACAGAGUAAUAUACAAAGAUGUAGACAAGGAUGGAAAUAAAGUGAAACGUGAAGUCCAGGCUCGUUAUCUCUUGGUGUCACUAGGUGAGGCGUAUAAGGUAUUUGUAGAGAAACACCCACAGGUUACAAUUUGUCGAGCAAAAUUUUGUGCACUUCGUCCUAAACACUGUAAACUUUUUUCUCAAAUUCCACAUUUUGUGUGUGUAUGUUCCUAUCAUGAGAAUGUCAGAUUGUUGCUACUGGCACUGAAAGACUUUACAGACUUGCCAACAGAUUUUGAUUCCUUCAUUACUACUCUAGUGUGUGAUGCUUCAUCCAAAGAUUGUAUGACCAACCGUUGUGAAUCUUGUACUAACAGUAUAAGUCAACAUACACCUAAAGAUGAAGAUCUGAGAAAGCCACUUAAAUAUUCUCAGUGGCAAAACAAUGAUGGACAUUCAGAGAAGAUGGAGAUACUGAGUAGUGUGCAAGAAACAUUUGAAGAUUUGAAAAGCAAGUUGAAAGACUUUUUAGUUCAUACCUAUAUCAAACGCAUUCAAGCAAAGACAUUUGAAACCAUUAAAUCAAAUGUUAAUGGCAGUGAAAUUGUGAUUCAAGUUGAUUUUGCAGAAAAUGCAUCUCUGGUGAACCAAAAUGAAAUACAAUCAGCUCACUGGAGCCAUGGACAAUCAACUUUAUUUACAAUUUAUGCAUGGAUUAAUAAAAACCUAACUGAAGGGUGUGUAAUAGUAUCUGAUGAUUUUGAACACACCAAAUUACAAGUUUUUUGUUACAUUAAUCAUAUUCUUACGUAUUUGAAAACUUCCUACCCAGAUAUUAGUACAGUAAAUGUAUUCUCAGAUGGUGCUUCGUCACAGUUCAAAAAUCGUUUUAUUUUUUCAGUACUUGCCAAACUGGAAGAAAUUCACACCAUAAAACUUAAAUGGCAUUUCUUUGCGACUUCGCAUGGAAAAGGUGUUGUUGACGGUAUUGGGGGAACAAUUAAAAGAAGUGUCUGGAACCAUGUCAAGGCAAGUAGAAGCAUUGUAAACACACCAGAAAAGUUUGCAAGAAUUGCAGCAGAGCGAAAUCCCAACAUCACUGUGUGUUACAUCACAGCAGAAGAGAACAGAAGCAAGAACAACACAGUAGCUGAGAUAUGGGCCAAAGCAUUGCCAGUUGCAAACACACACAGUGUUCACUGCGUUACUCCUGUUGGAAACAAGUACAUUUUAGUUGGUGGUACCAGUGACAGUAAUGAAGUAUUUAGGAAAGUGAAAAUAAGCAGAGAUGAGGGCAGUAACAGUGAAGGAGACAUCAUGAGUAAUAGCACUAAAUGUAACCACGUGAAUCUAGACGACUGGGUUAUAGUUAAGUAUGAUGGCAAACUGUUUCCAGGGCUGGUGAAAAAAUUAAGGCCAGAUUAUGUUGAUGUAUCUGUUAUGCAUCUCUCAGACACUGGUAGUUACUACAAGUGGCCUUCACAAGAAGACUGCAUUUCAUAUUUAUUUAGUGAUGUGGUAAAAAAAAUUGAUGCCCCUAUUGUGACUGGGAGUAGAGGCCAGUUUCAGUUCACUAGCAAAAUAUGAGAAAAUUAAGAUUCAACCAAUUUCAAUUCAUGUUCAUUUCGUGAUUGCCAACAUUUCCUGCUCCUAGUUUGUUAUCCAUAUAGAGUAGGCCUAAUGUUAGCAUUUUUGUUAGUGGUAAUACAGUGAAAGAAAUGUAUCUCAAGGAAAGUGAGAAUAAGAAGAGAGAAAGACUGUGACAGUGACACUUAAGAAGAAACAUCAGUUAUAGUGAUAAAUGUAACCACCGAAGCCAUAUACUGGAUAAUAAGUUAAGUUCCUUUAGUAUUUUUAGUUAAGCUUUGUGAACCAAGUAUUUUUUUGUCAUACAUUUUACGUCCGACCCCAUCAUUUUACGUCCGACACCAAAGUUUAAAAAUGUAUACAUUUAUGAUAACUAAACAGUAUGAUUCAUCUAAUAUAUGCACAUUCUUUGUUAUUAUUCAGGCAAGCUGAAAAAAAUUAUAACAUAAUUCAAUAAUUUCAUUUUUCACAGACAUUAGUUACUUUAGCCCCUGAUGUGCCAAAUGUUUUGUUUUCUGUUUUACGUCCGACACCAAAAAUAAAAAACAAAUUGUUGCCUUGCAUGUUAGCAAAUUCGAACCAUUCCAUGUCAGGAUGUACCCUAUAAUCUCUCUUUUUUUACUCAAGCAUUAAUAUUAAUGAUACAUGGAAAAGAAUAGUAAUACGAAGAAGAUUACUCAACAAAUUUGUUUCUAAAUUUUACGUCCGACACCGUGGAACUGCCCUUUACUAUACUUUACAAUACCAGGGAUGUUAAAAUAAAUUUGAAAAUGAAUAAUUCAAUUAUAACCAUUCGUGGUUCGCAAAAUAUACUAAACCAGGUGGGAUUAUGGUAUAAAAUAUGAUAGAGUGGCAAAUAUAUCUUCUGUAUCAUGUUGUUUA